Molecule: messenger RNA, 2208 nt
Organism: Lithohypha guttulata
Lineage: Eukaryota; Fungi; Ascomycota; Eurotiomycetes; Chaetothyriales; Trichomeriaceae
Exons: 1
Coding region: 1-2208 (735 amino acids)
Biological process (GO): RNA processing
Cellular component (GO): nucleus
Molecular function (GO): RNA binding
Source: RefSeq, a predicted model, not a curated record
AUGGCUGACUUCCCAGAAACCACGUCCAAGUUAAGUGCGCCCUCGAAGAAGUCACAGUUUGAACGGCAGAAAGCAGAAGCAGAGGCGAAGAAGGCCAGGGAGAAGGCUGAGACUGCAGCUGUGCUUGCAGAGUUUGAAAAGAGCUUUGACGAUGAGGAUGAGCCGUCUGUCUUCCAGAGCGCGUCUCGAGGACCUCCUGCGCCAGGAAAGAGGCACUUCUCUGGCAUUGGUUUGAAGAGUGGUCCUGGUACACUCGGCAAGGCCGGACCUGGUUCACUGGGGCCAACAUACAACAAAAAACGUCCUUUCGAUGAUCAUGCGGAACGACGGGACAGAGGAGGAUAUCGUCCAGAGCGCAGAGACAGUCGGAACCAUGAAGAGCAGGAAGAAGAGAAGGCUGCUAAACCUACACUACACUUGUCUUCUAUGCCACCAACCAUUUCUGCUGCCUUCAUCAAAGGACUCUUCGCCCACACCCCGUUGAACGUGGAGAAUGUCCGUAUCCUACCUGCUGUUGCGCCCUCCGGUCCUGCUAUGGAACGGAAAUCGUGCUCAGCAAUAGUCACCCUAGCCACUGAGACAGCUGCCACAGAUAUAGAUACCGCUGUCUCUCAUCUGCAAAACAAGUAUCUAGGAUUUGGCUUCAAGUUGUCCAUAUCCAGGCACUUAUCGUCCGCCGCUCUGGGCAAUACUGCUAUUUCCUCUACCAACGUCAACGCACUGCCGUUCGGAGCCCGACCCAUCCCUCAGCACACCUCCCUGUCUCGAGCCCCUCCGCCGAAUCAACGUUUCGCUCCCCCACAAUUCUACACAUCGUCUGUUCCUUACACUAGAGGCCCUCCCACACAGGUCACCGUUCAGUCGCCGUCGAACUUGAAGCAACUGAAGCUGAUUCACAAAACUCUUGAGGCCCUUCUCACUUACGGACCGGAAUUUGAAGCCCUCUUAAUGUCAAGAUCGGAGAUUCAAAGAGACGAGAGGUGGGCAUGGCUCUGGGACUCCAGCUCUGUGGGUGGAGUCUACUACAGAUGGCGACUGUGGGAGAUACUCACCAACGCCACGAAAAGACGCCACAACCGUAGUCAAGGACAGGAGACUUUAUUUGAGGGACAGUCAGUAUGGCAGCCUCCCGAAGAGUCGUUGAGAUUCGAAUACGCUACUCAGCUGGAGGAAUUUGUCAGCGAUGAGGACUAUAAUUCUUCUGACGAAGAGGACAACGACGAUGGCGCAGGUGGCAGUUUGGUAAGGCGUUAUAACGACCAUAAUGUCCCUGCCCUCAAUGCAGAAGAAGUGAACGAUGGUGUAGGCUAUCUGGAUCCCUUAGCCAAAGCAAAGCUCGUCCAUCUUUUGUCGCGCCUGCCCAGCACAAACACAAAGCUUCGACGAGGCGACGUUGCACGCAUUACCGCCUUUGCUAUUGAGCAUGCAGGUGCUGGUGGGGAGGAAGUUGCUGUCCUCAUCACCCGAAAUAUACUCCGACCCUUCUCCAAGCCUGAAGGUGAAGACACUACAUCUGCAAGUAUGGUUGGCCUGUACGUCGUCUCGGACAUACUUUCGAGCUCUGCAAACGCUGGUGUCCGUCAUGCCUGGCGAUAUCGCACUCUAUUCGAGCACGCUCUGCGACAACAGAAGGUCUUCAAUAAGCUGGGUCGUGCUGAGAAGGAUUACAAGUGGGGCAAGCUGAAAGGCGAAAAGUGGAAGAGGAGCGUGCAGAAUCUGUUGACUUUGUGGGAGGGUUGGAGCGUCUUUCCACAAGCUACUCAGGGGCAUUUCACAACUAUUUUUAACGACCCGCCAUUGACCGAGGAAGAAAAGAGAGCUGCUGAAGAAGCUGAUACACAAAAGAGCACACCAGAAGAUAAUGCUAGAGCCAAGACAACAAGCCGAUGGAGGACUGUCGAUGAAGAAGCUGGGCCCGAUGUCAAAAUGGACGAUGUCGAUGGUGUGCCUAUGCCAAACGAUGAAGAUAUGUCAGCGAGUGAUCUAGAGAACAUUGACGGUGUCCCUAUGGUUGACAGCAGCGAUGAGGAAAGCGAUCCUACUACUCAAAGGGUGUCCCAAAUACCGGAGACAGCUCAAAGUGAUCCUCCUGAUCGCGAAAUCAAGAGUGGGCCCAAGACCACCAACGAGUCUCCUACGAUCACAAUGCCGGGGCCGCGCAAACAAAGACCCAGAGCUGCAGACAUGUUUGCAGAUGAUUCCGACUAA